Molecule: messenger RNA, 2382 nt
Organism: Prorocentrum cordatum
Lineage: Eukaryota; Dinophyceae; Prorocentrales; Prorocentraceae
Source: the annotation of a GenBank genome assembly
AUGGCCGCUCUCGCUCUGGCGAAGAGAGGGUCGAACUUCGACCAGCUGAUCUUCUUCUGGGGUGCCGGCGGCGUCGGGCUUUCGCUGGCGACGGCCCGUCUCGACGCCGUGCUCGGCCGCUCCAACCAAAAGUAUCUCGACCCGCAGGUGUUCUAUCUUGACGAGGAGAUGCGGAAGACGGUGGAGUCGCUCAGAGGCACGAUCGUUCUCACGGCGCAGGAGAUGCCAGAAGGCUUGCGGAAGAGCUUCCGGGAGGAAUUGUUCAAGAAGCUGGCGUCUGCCGACGGCAUCUUUGGUGGGCUCCCGUAUCAGAUUUCGACACAGAUUAUAUACCUGGUCGGAUGGAGAUGCAUGGAGCUCAACGAGCUCAUCACUUUCGACGCAGUCACUGAGGGUGCAUUCCACGCCAUUUACCGGAGGUCUCUUCUGAUCAAGAUUUAUGCUAGGUUUGUUGAUGCGGAGUUCAUCGGGCGCGCCCUGCCGGACGCAGAGAAGUACGGCACCUUCCCGCGGGCGCUGGGGCUGAAGCCGUUCAUGCAGUCGGGGCCCGCCAUCGCCGCUGGUCUGCAACGACAGCAGGGCUUCGAACGGAAAUAUGGCGAAGCGGCGUCGAGGUCGGUGAUAGAUGACUAUUGCCAGCGCGGAGGAGAUAACGGGAUCAUGGAGAAACACAUGCGACAGGCGCGUCUUCUCCCGGGGCCGAGCAGGCCGAAGCCUGGCGGCCAGAGCAGCGCGGCUGCCCCGCCGCCCGGCGUCGACUUCGAGGUCGGAGCGGGCGCGUCGCAAGAUGCGCAGAUGCCCGAGCGGAAGUUCGACGCCCUGACGUUCUCUUAUUUCAAGCAUCUUCAUACGGUGCAGAUCCAAGGUUUGCCUGAGAGGAAAACCACAGUGUGGCAGGCGAUGGGCUCCGCCGGACGGGUGAAAGCCGGGGCGCAAGGCAAGGCGAAGGACAGACUUUUGCCGAAAUUAUCCUUCGCCCGCAAGUUCAUCGAUGUCGCGCCGACGCCGAGUUUGGAGGGGCCGACCGCCCUCCCAGAACAGUGGGGCCGCGCGGCGCUGCAGCGCUACGCGAGCGGCAACGCCUGCCGCAAGCGCAACGUCGAAAUCAUGGUGGCGGUCCUAGGGUCCGUUUCGAAGCAGCGCGGGCGGAGAAGCCGCGCGAACACCGCUGAGGCGGGCAGCGACGCUCAUCUGCGCGAGAUCGGCGUGCCUAUCCAGGCUGCGGAGGCGACUCUGGGCGCGAUGCUGGGGGGCGCGCGCGAGAGGCCGACGGUGGCCGCCGCCGAGCAACCAGAUGCGAAGAGGAGGAAAAUCGCUGUGAAGAAGAGCUUUAGCGCUGGCAGCGACUUGGCAGAGCGUGCCGCCCCUUGCGUUUACAAGCGCACUGCGGCCCGUCGCUUCGCGGACGUCCCGGCAGCGCAGGGCUGCCCGACGCGCGUGCUGCAUCCGAUGCUGCAGGGCACUGUAAAUCUCGACGUUCACUGCGCGGUUCUGCCAAUCGCCUGGCAACUCGUGGAGAAGAUGGACCUGGCGGAGAAGAAUAUGUUCGAAGAGGAGUUGACAUUGUUGAAGCAGCUGGCCGAGGACAGAGACGAGAUAUUGCAGAAGGAGUUGAAGAGCAUGGGGCGCCAGGUGGCCAAGCGCUUCGUGCUUGAGACCAUCGGCUGGUCCGGAACUUUCGACGUCGACGCCGAGCCCUUCGCCAAAAAGCUGCAGCGCGUCAGCCGCGUGCUGCGCUGGGUGGCGUGCUCUGCGUUGCCCGAUGCAUGCGAAAGCUUUUGCAGCGACGCCGAGCAGCGCGACGACAGGGAGAAAGAGAAAUGGCCGGAGGGGCAGACAUUCUCCACUUUCUACCAGCGCGCAGAGGACUACAUCCUCCGCCAGUGGCAGACGUGGGUGCCCAUGCAGCCGGUGGCGCAUUUGUCCUUGCAUUUCGACGGCGUGAGGGUCAGCAGGGGCGCGGUGUUUGCCAAGCAUGCCACGGCGGCAGACUACGCAGCUGACGCGAGUGCCUACAUCGCGCAGGAAACAGACUUCGUAGUGAAGAUUAAAGAGCAGACCCACCCGACGAUCGCACAGGCGCUGAUGAGCUGUGGGGCGUGGCGGCCUCUGGAAGCGGCAGCGGCGCCUGGCGACCUGCUGAGGCCCGGCAGUGGCAUUCUAUUAGCGCUGUGGCGAUGCGGCGCCACCUCAGUUGAGAGCAAUGCCGCCGGCGUCGAGAAAGGGAGAACCUACGCGGAGUGUUGCCUGGGCCACAAGUUUUCCAUGAAGCUAGCAGUUACGUUUCACGUUGAUCUGUACCCGGCGGCGCAGGCGCAGGCGCCCGACGAAGGCGACGGCGACGCCGGGCCCUUGGCGGGGCUCUCGGGCAUGAUGGCGUGA